Lolium rigidum is the source of this 1423-nucleotide messenger RNA. Its product is annotated as alcohol dehydrogenase-like 4. Gene Ontology annotation, cellular component: cytosol. Gene Ontology annotation, biological process: formaldehyde catabolic process. Gene Ontology annotation, molecular function: zinc ion binding; S-(hydroxymethyl)glutathione dehydrogenase [NAD(P)+] activity. The record is from RefSeq and is a predicted model, not a curated record. NCBI's taxonomy places the organism in Eukaryota, Viridiplantae, Streptophyta, Magnoliopsida, Poales, Poaceae. The coding region runs from base 96 to 1283 and encodes 395 amino acids. The transcript is spliced from 9 exons.
ACACCAGCCUGCCAGCAGCCGGCUGCCUCUCUAAGAAGAACGGGAACCUCCUCUCCCUCAAGACAAAAAGAAAGAAGAAGGGAAAAGUUCACACCAUGGACACCAAUGGCUUCUCCAACGGGGGCAGCACCCAGGGAAAGCCCAUCAAGUGCAAAGCGGCGGUGGCGUGGGGUCCGAGCGAGCCGCUGGUGAUGGAGGAGGUGGAGGUGGCGCCACCGGAGCGCAUGGAGGUGCGCAUCAAAGUCCUCUUCACCUCCAUCUGCCACACCGACCUCAGCUUCUGGAAAGGAGAGAACGAGCUCCAGCGCAGAUUCCCUCGCAUCUUCGGCCACGAGGCGUCCGGAGUGGUGGAGAGCGUGGGCGAAGGAGUGGAGGACCUUGUGCCCGGAGAUCACGUAGUCCCCAUCUUCAACGGGGAGUGUGGGUCGUGCGCCUACUGCAACUCCACGGCGACCAACCUCUGCAAGUCUGCGCGCGUCAACCCGUUCAAGAGCACCAUGACUCUCGACGACGGCACGAGGUUCUCCGUCGUUGAUCAGUCGACGGGCGCACGCCGGCCGGUCUACCAUUUCCUCAACACCUCCACCUUCGCCGAGUACACCGUGCUCGACUCCGCCUGCGCCGUCAAGAUCAACCCGGCGGCCCCCCUCGAGAAGAUGUGCCUUCUGAGCUGCGGCAUCUCAACCGGAAUUGGAGCAGCAUGGAACACUGCAAACGUGUCCAAGGGGUCCACUGUGGCGAUAUUCGGACUUGGCGCUGUUGGUCUUGCGGUUGCUGAAGGCGCCAGGAUAAGAGGGGCAGCCAAGAUCAUUGGUGUGGAUAUCAACCCUGAAAAGUUCACCAAAGGAAAAGAGAUGGCAAUCACCGAUUUCGUCAACUCAAAGGCGUGCGGCAAGCCUGUCCACGAGGUUAUCAGGGAGAUGACGGAUGGGGGCGUCGACUACAGUUUCGAGUGCACCGGCAUCCUCGAUGUUCUACGAGAGUCCUUCGUUUCUACACACGACGGGUGGGGAUUGACCGUGGUGCUAGGGAUUCAUCCGACGCCAAGAACACUGCCACUGCAUCCCAUGGAGCUCUUCGAUGGCCGUCGGAUCGUGGCUUGUACCUUCGGUGACUUCAAGGGCAAGACACAGCUUCCGCUCCUCGUCGACCAAUGCAUGCAAGGGGAGGUUAAGAUAAACUUUGAUGGCUUCAUAACCCAUGAGAUGCCAUUUUCUGAGAUCAGAGAGGCUUUCCGGCUGCUGGAGGAAGGCAAGUCCUUGAGGUGUGUGCUACGUCUGUAGUGAGGCCCGCGAGGAACUAAACAAUAAAUACGCUCUAAUGGUGAAAUUUGUUGUACUUGUUACUACCAUGUGUGUUGUACAUCUUGUAGAAAUUUGUACUGGAAGUUAAAUUUCGCUCAAAGAAGGCAACCUUUUUUUUU